Boleophthalmus pectinirostris (great blue-spotted mudskipper) is the source of this 9567-nucleotide messenger RNA. It is a transcript of the gene mpripa, whose product is annotated as myosin phosphatase Rho-interacting protein. The transcript has 26 exons. The record is from RefSeq and is a predicted model, not a curated record. Gene Ontology annotation, cellular component: actin cytoskeleton. Gene Ontology annotation, biological process: actin filament organization. Gene Ontology annotation, molecular function: actin filament binding. NCBI's taxonomy places the organism in Eukaryota, Metazoa, Chordata, Actinopteri, Gobiiformes, Gobiidae. Bases 1139 to 8221 code for a protein of 2360 amino acids.
GUUCAUAUACUUAAUUGUGCAUGCAUGAAAAUAUCAGGGCCCUCCUUCAUGUUGUAAAUCAAAUCUGCUACAUACAGAAUCAUGAGACAUUUCACACUAAUAGCAGCAUACAUAUUGUACAUGGCACUGGUAUGCAAAGUUAAACAGGGAAAUGAUAAGUCCGUAAAACAAUGUCUGUUGUAAUUAGACAUGGGGACAUAAUAACAUUGAGUGCACAGCUGAACAAAUUCCCUUCAAACAUCACUAUGGUAAUCAACACAAAUGUCAGGAUGACAACUGACACUUCUGCACCAAAAGUUUUCCUACGGGGGAGGAGGGGGUCUUUAAAGCCCACCAAGCUUGGCCCGGAGCGGUGUGUUUGGAGUUUCCUAUUGGCCAGAUGGAGACACGGCCUCGGAGGUGGGCGUGUCCUCGCUUCUCAUUGGCUGAUGACGCUUUCCUUCAGCUCUCCACUUUCUCUGAACACCUCCCCCUCUCUCCGCCAACUGGAUGUCCGUCCCAGCUUGGAUUUUCACGAAAACAUCAGCCGCAGACUGCGUACCAGUGCCAACUGCGAGGCUGGGACGACGAGCGGGAUCCAGAGGAAUGGGUUCAACGGAAUGACAGCCGAGUCCAUGGCGUUUUCGCUCCCGGACAGCGGCGUUUGGCCUCGCGCAGCGGCGUAAACAGCGGAACAACACAAAUAACUGGAAUGAAUGCAGCGAUAUCACUUGUUAGAUAGAAAAGACGACGAGAGGGGACAGAGUGGACUCCCUCCGCCCCAUGGAGGAUGACGGGACCUUUGCAGUAAACUCCAGGCCCGGAAUGUCACCUGGGAAGCGACCACAGCACUUUGGACGACGCAUUUAGGGCAAAAUAACAGCGCGGGACUGGGCGCGUACGACCUGACCUGCACAAGUUAGCAGAAAGUGGAAGCUACGGGACUCGUCCCCUCACACAAGAUGAAUAUUCUCGAUAUAACUUAAGGCGAGGUUCUCCACAGCCUCAGGUGACAGAUAGGACAGGUAACGCGCGCUGUGCAGUUAUGAGCUUCGCUUUUAUCUCCUCUUUUUGAUUUAGUUUUAUUUGGAUUCGAUCCAUUUGGCAAUAGUCUGCCUUUUUAAAUUCUUUUUCACGAGUGACUCAUUUUAAACCAGCCAUGUCUUUGAAGGAAAAUGCUUGUCGGAAAUUUCAAGCAAAUAUUUUUAACAAAAGUAAAUGCCAGAACUGUUUUAAGCCCAGAGAGUCACAUUUGCUCAUCGAUGAAGACCUAAACCAGGCAAAGCCGAUAUACGGAGGAUGGCUGCUGCUAGCACCAGAGGGAACUAACUUUGACAAUCCAUUGCACAGAUCUCGGAAAUGGCAGCGGCGGUUUUUCAUCCUUUAUGAGCACGGUGUACUGCGCUAUGCUUUGGACGAGAUGCCCAGUACUUUGCCCCAAGGCACCAUCAACAUGAACCAGUGCUCAGAUGUCAUCGAUGGAGAGUCCAGAACGGGCCAGAAGAACUCUCUCUGCAUCCUUACACCAGACAAAGAACAUUUUAUUCGGGCUGAGUGCAAAGAAAUUAUAAAUGGGUGGCAGGAAGCUCUGACUGUCUACCCAAGGACCAAUAAGCAAAAUCAGAAGAAAAAGAGAAAAGUUGAUCCUCCAACUCAGCAGGAUGGACUAACGCCAAGCCAGUGUUUUUCCAUUGAAGACAUGAAUGGACAUCCAGAGCCAGGCCCAGCAAAAGUAACAGUGACCAGCAGCAGUGGGGGUAGUGUCCCGUGUGUGCCCAGCAGCAUAGCCUGUGCGGAGCGUGUCCCAACCAGUCGCGCCUCUUUGUGGCAGGAGGAGAGCCGCUGGGGCCGGACCACCAUCCCCUGCAGCCGCAGUGCUUCCUGCAUCAGUCAGCUGAGCCAGAGUCAGCCAGAGCCUAGGACCACCACUCAGGACGAUGCAGGUACAGUCAACACUGGGCGCAAGGUACGAGUGGAGAGCGGCUACUUCUCACUGGAGAAAACCAAAUCUGAGCCCUGUCCUCCGCCUCCUCAGAACCUGCCCCUGUCUUCAUCAGCGUCCUCUUCCUCUUUAGGAGCUAUCAGCCCCAGGUACUACUCUGAGCCAGACCCACUGGCGUCCCCAAACCAACCCUCCCAAGACCCUCUCCCUUCUCCAAGUGCUCUAGUUUCCCCUAGCUACUCGACCAUCAGUUCCUCUCAGAGUUCCCUGGACUCUGAGCCCAGCAGCAGCGCCCCCAUGUGGGAUGGGCGCACUGGUGCGGUUAGCAGUGGGACAGGCAGAGUGGGCAGAGCUGGCAGAGAGUAUGCUGUACUGUCAGACGUGCCCCGGGCGCGGAGGCUCACCUACAGGGAGGCUUUCCGCUCUGACCGAAAGCAGCAGGAGAUCAGGGCGCGCACUCGAAGCCCCGGCAGAGAGGAAGUGGCCCGACUGUUUGGGGAGGAGCGCAGGCGAAUCAUUGAACAUUUUGAAGAAUGUCAACAAGUGGAAUGUAUGGACACCAGCAGCUCCAAUGACCCAUCCACCACCUCCCUAAACCAGAGACAAGGCCGCAGUGAAAGACGCCUUCUAGUCAACAAACAUGAUUUGUCUCUUGAUGCUGGAAAAGAUCGUUCAGGGCCUGAUGUGUCCAACUCAACUUAUGCCAAUUUAAGAAGGGCAAAGUCACUGGAUCGCAGAGUCACUGAGUCAUCUAUGACACCAGAUCUGCUGAACUUCAAAAAAGGGUGGAUGACAAAGCUGUAUGAAGAUGGAGUGUGGAAGAAACACUGGUUUGUUCUCACGGAUCAGAGUUUGAGGUACUACAAGGACUCCAUUGCUGAGGAGGCUUCAGAGAUGGAUGGUGAGAUUGAUCUGUCCACAUGUUAUGAUGUCAAAGAGUUCCCGGUGCAGAGGAAUUACGGUUUCCAAAUCUUGUGUAAAGAGGGAGCAUGCACCCUGUCAGCGAUGACCUCUGGAAUCCGUCGCAACUGGAUUCAGGCCAUCAUGAAGAAUGUGCGACCCACAAUCGCCCCUGACGUCACUCGAUCCCUCCCAGAAGACAAUUUAAAAGUGAUGCUUGAGCCAUGUUCACAAUCAAAUUCUGAACAAAGUCCAAAUUCAGAAACCCCUAAAUCAGACAUUAACAAUCAGAACAGCUCCAACAAUUCCACCACGCCUCCCUCAGAACCACGCAAAAGCCGGGUAAGGGAACGCAGGCGAGAAGGCCGAUCCAAGACGUAUGACUGGACAGAAUUCAAAAUGGAGAAGCCAGAAAAGCCCCCAAAGGAACGUGCCGACACAGUGGACCUCAGCUCGUCUUUUUCUCCCAAUUCCUCCUAUAGUUCUUCUUCCACCCCUUCAUCUAUUGCGUCCUCUCCAGCCUCUACCUCUUCCCAACCACAGUCCACAUCAGAGGACAGAGUUUCUACAAUGCAUUCGUCAACUACCUACACUGUUAGUAUUGCAUCUACAACAAAUUCUAGUCCUCCUGUGCGUGAGAGCCAAGACCAAGGCAAAAUGGAAAUAGAUCAUCCUUCAAAUAAAGACAGAAGGGACAGUAAAACUUCAGGUGUGCAAGAGGAGAUUGAACAGCGAUGGCAUCAAGUAGAGACCACCCCUUUAAGAGAAGAGAAACAAGUGCCCAUCACCACAGCUUUAGCAGUAUCUAGUAACUCAGACCGGUUACCUCCCCAUGAGCUGGCUGAGCUGCUUGACAAAGAGUUGGGACAGAAACAGAAGGAGCUAGACCAACUUCAGAAGCAGAACAGUCUUUUGAAAGAGCAGUUGGAGGAUGCACUGGGACGAGAGCAGAGCGCCAGAGAGGGCUAUGUGUUGCAGAGUGCCACACCCCCUUCCUCAUCACCACAUCGAGUGCCCUGGCAGCGUUUACACAGACUAAACCAAGAUUUACAAGGAGAGCUGGAGACCCAAAAACGCAAACAGGACCUAGCUCAGCAGCAGAUCCGGACAUUAAAGAGAAGUUACACUGAAGCCCAGGAGGCCGUAGACCGCCAUGAGACUGAUAUUCAGGCUUUUCAGGCCAAACUUGCUUCUGCUAUGGCAGAAAUCUUAGCUAGUGAACAAGCUGUGGCCCGAAUGCGCAAUGAGCUCAAACUAGAACAAGAACGCUCCAAGGAACAAGAGGAGGAACACAACCGCAGUGAGGCCACUCUAAGAGCUCAGCUGAAGGACAGUGAAGAUCGUCUGAGACAAGUGGAGGCAACUCUGUUAGAACGCAGCCAGGCUCUCAGGCACUUGGAGCGGCAGCAGGCGCUGCAGAGGGACCACCUGAGAGAGAUUCAAAGACUACAGGAGAGACUACAGGAAGUGACUGCACGACUUAGUGCUACAGAGGAGGGCCAGGCUCUGAAAGAAGAGCGUCUAAAGACAGAGCAGCAAAGCCUUAAAGAGGCUCAUGAGAGAGAGCGGCAGAGUUUAUGUCGACGACUGGCUGAAGCCGAAAGCACACAGAAAGAUUUAGAGGAGAGACUGCUUGAGGCAGAGCAGCAGGUAGAAGCUCUACUGUGUGGAAGACAGAGCUCUGCAGGACAAGAAGAACAAAUACAGAAGCUCAAAGAAGAGCUGAGCCAGAAGAGCAGCAUAGUGGAGUCUCUGAGAGAGAGUGUGCAUCAACUUGAGGAGGAGAAAGGGCAUCUGACAUGUCGGUGCCAAGAGCUCCUCAACCAGAUUGCAGAGGCAGACCGCGAAGUGAACAAGCUCCACGGACGACUGCAGGCAGAGGAGGCAGAGUACAACUCCCUAGAGCAUUCAUAUGAGAGGGCCACGGAGGAGUUUCAGAAAAUGAGCCAGUUCCUCCGUGAGAAGGAGCAAGAGAUCUUCCAGACAAAAGAAAUGUAUGAGCGACUGGUGGAGCGUAAAGAGGAAGACCUAAAGGAGGCCUUUGUCAAAAUGACUGCACUGGGAAAUAGUCUAGAGGAAACGGAGCAGAAGUUACAAGCAAAGGAGGAACUUCUCUGUCAGAUGAGUCAGAGACUCUUGGAGCCCUGCAAUGCUGAAAAAGACCUGCAAGCUCAGCUUGUUAUUGCAGAGGACCGGAUUGCAGAGCUGGAGCAACACCUCCAUGCCCUACAGCUGGGCUACGCUGGUCUUCACUCUGAGAGACAGACCAGUCCUGAACAGUGCAGCCAGGAGUCUGUAGUGUCUAAUGCAUCCCCCACACACACCCCUUCAGAGGAGUCUCAAGCUAAAAGACCAAGGAUACGCUUUUCAAACAUCCAGUGCCAAAAAUACACCAGUGUAGAAGAGUCAGAAACACCACUUGACACAACACAGAAAGUCCAUUUAUCUGAAGGAAAUAUUUCCUCUGAUUUCUCAUUCCCUCACACAAGUGACCCAGAGAAGUUUAUCUCUAUAAUACAUGCCCUAGAGUCCAAACUCCUUGCUACUGAAGAUAAGCUAAGAAAUCUCACACAAAACCUUGAUCGAUCAACCAAAGAUGAAGACAUGUCCAAAACUGACAUAGGACUACGUGAAAAUACUUUUUGCAUUGAAGGUGAAGGGAGCAUUGAGGGCAUUUCUAUAAAUAAACACUAUGCUAACGCUCUUGUGUGUAUUGAAAACUGCCGGCAGAAAGUGCGGGGCAUUCUCAGUGGCUUUCAUCAAACCACUGACUCUCAGCUGCAGUCACUUUCUCUAAUAGAGAGUGACUUGUUCAAUGCAUCACUUUGUAUCCAACAAGCACAACACACUGAGCAGUCUGCUGUGGUGGAGCCACACCACCCUCCGGAUGCUCUAGAUAAAGAUGCAAUGCUGCUUUUUGCCAAAACCCUGGCUUUUGAGGCUGCGGUUUUAAACAAGAUGGCAUUACUACUACAGACUUCUAAAGCUGACCUUUCACAAGCUCUGAGUAAAAUAUGGGGAGAUCUGGAGAACAUUAAAAACAGUGAUAAAGAUAGUUUGGCAAUAGUUUACGCUGAUAUGCUGACAAAAAAGCUAAUGCUAGAGAGUGCUUUUUGGAAGGACAUGGAGAGGGCUGAAUGCCAGUUUGAGUCUAUAGAGGACACAAAACAGGGCAGUGUUUCAGACAUGGAUACUGGUCCUAUUUUUAACACUUUUAUAAAAGCUGAACUUGCCUACUCUAUUCAAAACAUCAAAAUGUCUUAUGUUGAGAAAUUUAGAAUUCUUAAAAGGGAGUUAGCUGAAGCCUAUAAGAAUUUGCAUCAAAGGGAAAUGGCGUUGAAAACAAUUAUUGAAGCUUCUAAAAGUCCAGACUUGAAAAAUGUCAUCAAGGAAAUUAAAAAGAGCUUAGGCCUUAGCAAACACAAGCUGGCUGAUAUCCGCCCUCCAGAACUGGCCCCUUACAUGGAGCAGAUAGAGAUGGAGGAAGCAAGAAAUAUGGCAGAUGAGAUUAUUGAUAGAAACUUACCUGAAGAUAUCCUUGCAUGUGGAGUUGAGUCUAUCCAGUCACUAGAAAAUGCACACGAGAUUCUAGCCAGUGAAUUACAGAGACAGGCAGCUAUCCUUCAAAAAUAUGCUCAAGAAUUAGAAAGUGGAGACAACCAUCCAGAGCUGGCUAAAAUGAUCCAUGCACUUUUAGGAAGGCAGACCUCUCAUCAGCUGACCAGUACUUCCUUGUGUAUGCGUGAAGCCCUCAUUCAGAGUCAAGUGGCAUAUGUGGCGUGCAGGUUGCGGGCCAUGCAUGAACAAGACCUGAGCUGGUACAAGCAGGCCAGUCACAACAUGGAUGCUCUAGUCCAGCAACACGCACAAAACGUCAGCGCAAUCCAGCAGAAGUACGAGGCCUCCAUCGAAGAGCAUCAGCAGAACUUCUCGCAAAGAGUGGAGAGCCUUGAAAAUGAAAACCAAACACUCAAAAUUAAGAUUGGCAAACAAGUAAGGGAACUUUCUCAUCAGCAGGAGCAACUGGUAAUGUUAGAAGAACAUUUUCAGAAAGAGGCUGAGAAGCUGAGGAGGAGGCACAAGCAGGAGUUAGAGAGCAUGGAAGAAGAGCGAGUGUUUACGGUGGAGGAGCUAAUGGAGACUACAGCAGACAGUCGGAAGAAAUUAGAGGAACAGCACCAGAGCCAAGUCAAAAUGCUAGAGGAUCAGUUUGAGCUGAGGAUAUGUGAACUCCAGCAUCUGCACAGAGACGAGAUGAUGAAACUACAGCAACAGUGUUCAGAGGACAGUAGGUCUCCACAUGGCAUGGGUGAUCUGACAGGAGAGGGGCAGAGGAAGGGGGAGGACCACACCACAUCAGAGGUGGUCUCCAUGAUGGUUCUGAAGGAGCGCAUUCAAGAGCUGGAGAACCAGAUGGACAGCAUGAGGGAUGAACUGGAGAACAAGAGCCUGGAUGGAGACAUGGCCAGCCUCAGAGAGAAAUACCAGAGGGACUUUGAGAGUUUGAAGGCAACAUGUGAACGAGGCUUCGCUGCGAUGGAAGAAACUCACCAGAAAGUCAUCGAAGACAUCCAAAGGCAACAUCAGAGGGAGAUUUCCAAACUUAUGGAGGAGAGAGAGAGGCUGCUGGCCGAGGAGACUGCUGCCACUAUUGCUGCUAUUGAAGCUAUGAAGAAUGCACAUAAGGAGGAACUGGAGAAAACCCAGCGCUCUCAGCUUAGUGGACUGAACUCAGACAUUGAUGAACUUCGCAUUCAAUAUGAGGAGGAGCUGCAGUCCAUCCACAGGGAGCUGGAGGUGCUGUCAGAGCAGUACUCUCAGAAGUGUCUGGAAAACGCUCACUUGGCUCAGGCGCUGGAGGCCGAGAGGCAGGCCCUCAGGCAGUGUCAGCGAGAGAACCAGGAGCUCAAUGCCCACAACCAGGAACUGAAUAACAGACUGACUGUAGAGAUCACCCGUAUGCGCUCAUGUCUUAGUGGAGAAACUGCAAUGUCACCUGUUACCCAAGGCAAAGAUGUCUAUGAACUAGAGGUUUUACUCAGAAUCAAGGAGUCAGAGAUCCAGUAUCUAAAACAGGAGAUCCACUCCCUAAAAGAUGAGCUGCAGUCUGCUUUAAGGGACAAAAAAUACGCUACAGACAAGUAUAAGGACAUCUACACAGAGCUAAGUAUAGUAAAAGCAAAGGCAGACUGCGACAUUAGUAAACUGAAGGAGAAGUUACUGAUGGCGACAGAGGCUUUGGGAGAGAGGAGCGUGGAUGGAUCUGUCACAUCUGGAUAUGACAUUAUGAAAUCCAAAAGCAAUCCGGAUUUCAUGAAAAAAGAACAAUCAGCCACAGCUAAGCCAUCCAGAGGCUUAAGGUCUAAGUCUGUCACUGAACAGGUCUCAUGGGACAGCUGACAUCCUCCAAGCCCUGUCCUCUGUAGGUACAGCAUGAGUCUGAAAGAAGGACUGACAGUGCAGGAGCGCAUGAAGCUUUUUGAAGCAAAAGAUUCCAAAAAAAUCUGAGCAAAAUGUUGUCAAGAUUUUUGGUCUUCACUGGUUUUGGUCCGACUUGUGCCACACCCAGCCUCGGCUUCAGACUGCAUUGAGAUCACCUAAACCUGGACGUGCUGCUUUGUUGCCUCUGAUAAUUUUUAAAUAUUAUUAUUAUUAUUAUUAUUAUUAUUAUUAAUGAAUAAUAGUUUUAUUGAUCAAUCCUGUGUAAAGGUUAUUUUAAACCAAGGUUUAAGAUAGUCAGUGUCAUAUAAGCUGUGAGAGAAUUGCAUAGCAGCUUUUUAUUUAUCCUUUCAAAUGCCAAAAUAGACAGCAAUACCCAUUAUGAAUAAUAUAUAUUUCCCAAUAUGACUUAAUUACCUGCUGUAUUUUAUCAUUGUCACAGUUCCUAUGUACAAGACUUUACAUGUGUCUAAUGUUGCACCAGUUGUGUUGUACAUAACUACUGGGUAUAUGUAAGGUUCUCUAUCUAAUGGUUGGGCAUCUGCUGUAAUAAUGUGGUCUGAGUGAUACAAUGUGAUGCUUGCAUUGCUUUUGAGUGAGAGUUUAUAGGACGGUGUGUUUGUGUGAGGAUGAACAGGAGUGGGAUUGCACUUAUCACUUGACUACUUGAGGAAACGUUUCUGUCAAAUUGUGGAUGUAGUGGUAUUUGGUUUAUUGCAGUGCAACCAAACAUCCUGGCUCCUGUAAAAGGAAUAGAACAACAUGAACUGUUAGUGGUACUGGAUUUUCUCAGUGUUUCUUUCUGACAUGAAAUUGUGUUUGUUAGUUUUUGGCUUUGAUGUGAUUCAAACACCUCAAAGUGCAUAAAUAGGACUUGCAUGAGUUGUACAGUAUAACUUUAAUUGCAGACUGAUCAUGUUGCCUCUUCACCCUCCUUUGUGCUCCAGAGUGGUCCUCUUAACACUAAUAAGCUUUGCUUUGCAACUUCUACUGUUUUGGUGUAAUGAUUUACUGUAAGCGUCAGUCUUGAAGCACUUGGCCCAAUCCCUGACCUCUCACUGACAUCUAACUGUGCCUCAACUGAGUGAAGAUGUAAACAUCCAUGAAACCUGUGCAGCUAUGGAUACUGUGGAGUAUUCAAACCACGCCUUGUAAAUAAGAUAUGCCACACACAGAGGGCAUCUGUGUCUGUUUUAAACUUGUAACUUGCUCAAUAGCUUGAUAUGAAAUAUAUAUGAAUAUUUUUUAUUUUCAUGUGAAUGUAUAAUGUUAAAUAAAUGAAGUGUUUUGAAAAACUGGAGCAGACA